AUGGCGAUUCCUGUCGAAGAAUGGUAUUAUGAAGUUCCAAUAGUUACAAGAACGUACGUGACUGCUGCUGUAUUAACGAGCUUAGCCGUGCAAGUAGGUUUUGUAAAUCAAUUUCAACUUUAUUUCAAUUUUGAUAAAACAUUCUAUGAUCGCCAGCUUUUAUCACCAUUAUCAAAUGUCCCAUUUCUUGGGUAUUCACUUGCAUUUACAUUAGUAUAUAUAUGGUCGCGAAGAAAUCCAUUUAUAAGGUUAAAUUUUGUUGGACUAUUUGUAUUCAGUGCACCAUUUUUACCAUGGGUAUUGCUUGGAUUUUCCUUGUUAUUAAAUAAUCAUUUUCCAAUGAGUGAUAUGAUGGGCAUUGCUGUUGGUCAUAUUUAUUAUUUCUUUGAAGAUGUUUGGCCAUUGGAAAGAAAUAGUGGCGGUAGACGUUGGUUAAAAACUCCCCAAAUCAUUGUACGAUUGUUUGAUAGAAUUCAAGAGAAUCCAGCUGUACAACAGGAGGAAAACAAUCUUGUAUUUGCUGAUAAUGAAUUUAAUCGUGGUGAUCCUAAUACUAUAGAAAAUCAACCUGGGAUAAUGGAAGGUGAAAUAGCUCCUGAUCAAUAA
Molecule: messenger RNA, 606 nt
Organism: Funneliformis mosseae
Lineage: Eukaryota; Fungi; Glomeromycota; Glomeromycetes; Glomerales; Glomeraceae
Source: the annotation of a GenBank genome assembly